Ctenocephalides felis (cat flea) is the source of this 1392-nucleotide messenger RNA. Its product is annotated as calcitonin gene-related peptide type 1 receptor-like. The record is from RefSeq and is a predicted model, not a curated record. Gene Ontology annotation, biological process: cell surface receptor signaling pathway; adenylate cyclase-modulating G protein-coupled receptor signaling pathway. The coding region runs from base 1 to 1392 and encodes 463 amino acids. NCBI's taxonomy places the organism in Eukaryota, Metazoa, Arthropoda, Insecta, Siphonaptera, Pulicidae. The transcript has 9 exons. Gene Ontology annotation, cellular component: plasma membrane. Gene Ontology annotation, molecular function: peptide hormone binding; G protein-coupled peptide receptor activity.
AUGGGCUGCUAUAUUUACAACAUAAAUGCAGCUUUUUCAGCUGAUGUUGGCAUAUAUAAAAUAAAAACUGCUACAGCUACUAUUAAUAAUAAAAAGUACAAGUAUCCAGUGUUUCAGACAAAAGAAAAUAAAAUAUUGAGAUUCGACCAAAAUGAUUUAGAAGUACAAAAAGCAAUCAGACUGUCCUUCUCAAAAGAUAGUUUUUACAACAAAUGGUGGAACUGCUGUGAAGAUGGCUUUAUAUGCUGCAAGGAUAUUAUGUAUAAAACAAAUAUUAUACCUGACGCGAGUUGCCCCGCAAUUUGGGAUGCUUGGACAUGUUUCGAAAAAACUAAGCCGGAUAGCGUUGUUGAAAAAGUUUGCUCACCAUAUUCUUAUUCCAAUGAAGGGCCAAGAUGUCACCAUUUUUCAUCAAAAGUGUGCUACAAGAAUGGCACCUGGCAUUCGGAUACUGACUACAGCACGUGCUCAGUGAAGCCGCGUCUCGUUUCGCGCACCACUUUCCACGUGGCUACGCUGGCAUUGUCGAUUGUGGCGUGCACACCCGCAAUCGCUAUAUUCCUACUCUACAAAAAGCUCAGAGUGGCAAGAGUCGCCCAGCACAGGAACCUCCUGAUAGCGAUCGUUCUCAGAAAUGCAUUGGUCAUCAUUUUCAAGCAAACGGUAGUGAUGGAUGAGUUAAACGCCGGCACCGUGAUGUCCACAAAUGAUUGGCCUUGCAAAAUGCUGUCGGUGUUGGAACGCCUUUCGGCCAAUGCAGUAUUCGCAUGCAUGCUCAUGGACGGAAUAUUUCUCCAUAGGCUGAUCGCAAUGGUGUCCAGUAAAAUACCCGACAUGAAAUGGUACUACGCGGCCGGUGCUGUGUUGUCGGUGGCACCUGCCCUGAUUUGGGCCGGCCUGAUGUCUGCGAACGAUGGCCUGCACUGUUGGGCCGUAGACGAUGCUGACGACGGUUUCCAGUGGACGAACGAUGCCACGCGUUUGCUCAUGCUGAUUGUCAACACGAUACUCAUGUUUCACAUCGUGUGGGUUCUUAUCACGAAAGUCAAAAGUCGAACUGACGGAGAAAAAGUAAAAACAGCGAGAAUAACUCUGUACAUGAUGCCCCUGUUCGGACUACCAUUUCUUCUGACUAUGGCGAGACCAGAUACGGAUUCCUGCACAUGGGAACAAGUUUACUUCUUUGUAUACUAUUCUAUAGAUGGGCUCCAAGGGCUCACUGUUGCCUUGCUAUUUUGCUACUUUAAUAAGGAAGUCAAAGAGCAACUACUGUCCACUUACAAUCAUUUUACCGGAAAAACUGAUAUCAACAGGAGGAAAACUAUGUCGACCAAUGCAGACAUUAUUCCAACAGCAAGAAAAUCCAUAUUGACCACUUUCAAUCCAGCUUGA